AUGCCCCAGCUCGGCCAGGACAGCCGUGCGGAAGAACCUGAAGCACCGCGGUGGGGGGAGGCGGUCAGCAAGCCGCCCCUGGACCCGGUACGCCUUGUGCUGCCCGUGCCUGUUGCCGCCCGUGCCUGUGCUGCCCGUGCCUGUGCUGCCCAUGCCUGUUGCUGCCCGUGCCUGUGCUGCCCGUGCCUGUUGCUGCCCGUGCCUGUGCUGCCCGUGCCUGUGCUGCCCGUGCCUGUGCUGCCUGUGCCUGUUGCUGCCCGUGCCUGUGCUGCCCGUGCCUGUGCUGCCCGUGCCUGUUGCUGCCCGUGCCUGUGCUGCCCGUGCCUGUUGCUGCCCGUGCCUGUGCUGCCCGUGCCUGUGCUGCCCGUGCCUGUGCUGCCUGUGCCUGUUGCUGCCCGUGCCUGUGCUGCCCGUGCCUGUGCUGCCCGUGCCUGUUGCUGCCCGUGCCUGUGCUGCCCGUGCCUGUGCUGCCCGUGCCUGUGCUGCCCGUGCCUGUUGCUGCCCGUGCCUGUGCUGCCCGUGCCUGUGCUGCCCGUGCCUGUGCUGCCCGUGCCUGUUGCUGCCCGUGCCUGUGUUGCCCGUGCCUGUGCUGCCCGUGCCUGUACUGCCCGUGCCUGUGCUGCCCGUGCCUGUGCUGCCCGUGCCUGUGCUGCCCGUGCCUGUGCUGCCUGUGCCUGUUGCUGCCCGUGCCUAUGCUGCCCGUGCCUGUGCUGCCCGUGCCUGUUGCUGCCCGUGCCUGUGCUGCCCGUGCCUGUGCUGCCCGUGCCUGUGCUGCCCGUGCCUGUGCUGCCCGUGCCUGUUGCUGCCCGUGCCUGUGCUGCCCAUGCCUGUGCUGCCCGUGCCUGUGCUGCCCGUGCCUGUGCUGCCCGUGCCUGUUGCUGCCCGUGCCUGUGCUGCCCGUGCCUGUGCUGCCCGUGCCUGUGCUGCCCGUGCCUGUUGCUGCCCGUGCCUGUGCUGCCCGUGCCUGUGCUGCCCGUGCCUGUGCUGCCCGUGCCUGUGCUGCCUUUGCCUGUUGCUGCCCGUGCCUGUGCUGCCCGUGCCUGUGCUGCCCGUGCCUGUUGCUGCCCGUGCAUGUGCCGCCCGUGCCUGUUGCUGCCCGUGCCUGUGCUGCCCGUGCCUGUGCUGCCCGUGCCUGUGCUGCCCGUGCCUGUGCUGCCCGUGCCUGUUGCUGCCCGUGCCUGUGCUGCCCGUGCCUGUGCUGCCCGUGCCUGUGCUGCCCGUGCCUGUGCUGCCCGUGCCUGUGCUGCCCGUGCCUGUUGCUGCCCGUGCCUGUGCUGCCCGUGCCUGUGCUGCCCGUGCCUGUGCUGCCCGUGCCUGUUGCUGCCCGUGCCUGUGCUGCCCGUGCCUGUGCUGCCCGUGCCUGUGCUGCCCGUGCCUGUGCUGCCUGUGCCUGUUGCUGCCCGUGCCUGUGCUGCUCGUGCCUGUGCUGCCCGUGCCUGUGCUGCCCGUGCCUGUUGCUGCCCGUGCCUCGUGCUCGCGCCCCCGUGCGCUCUGCUACUUCCGCUUCUCUCUCAUUGCCUUCUCUCUCAUUGCCUUCUCUCUCAUUGCCUUCUCUCUCAUUGCCUUCUCUCUCGUUGCCUUCUCCCUCAUUGCCUUCUCCCUCAUUUUCUUCUCCUUGACAUACCGCUCUCAUACCUCCUCUCUGCCCUCCCAUACCUCCUCUCUGCCCUCCCAUACCUCCUCUCUGCCCUCCCAUACCUCCUCUCUGCCCUCUCAUACCUCCUCUCCUCUCUUCUCCGCACACCCUCUCCCUUGUCCUCUGCAGCAGCUCACUUGAUGAAAGCAGCGUAUGGGGACGACACAGUGACAAGCAUCACUCACCGCAUGACCCACCGUAGCAUGCUGAAGGACUUGCAUGCAUCUGGACAAGAGAAGGUUCCAGAAGGUGACUCCAUGGGGGGAUCAGCACUCAACAAGGUCACUGCGAGGGUUCUGCUGGAUACCCCCACUUCCGGCACCCCCGUUGACCGCACCGGCACCCCCGUUGACAGCUUCGGCACCCCAGACGGCACUGGCGGCGGCAACCUCGCUGACGGUGGCGGCAGCCUCUUUGAUAGCAAUCCCAGCCCCGCUCGCAGCAUCCUGAAUCUGGGUUCGGAACUGCAGUUCGCCACAACCGUGGCUGUCGGCAAGGCUCGGCUGAGCUUCGGCAGCCAGCGCUGCGUGAGCGUGCCGAAGAAGGCGCGGGGGAAGGGCGCGCAGGUGUGGUGGAACGGCCGCGGAGGCUCGGGCGGCGCAGGUUCGAGCAGCGCGGCAGCAGGUUUCGCGUGCUCGCAGGUCAAGUUCUUUGGGAAGGACGGCUGUCAGGGCGCCGCGCUUGAUAGGAUGGUCAACCCGGGGGCUGCUGCAGCUAAGUUCCCAAGCACCAAGAAGAACCUCCGCAAACGGGCGUCCGUGGCUUCGGUCCUCUCUGCACCAACGCUCCUUGCCAUCCCUGUCACGCGCCUCAAAAGUCAUCUCUUGUGCUUCCUCUUGCCACGCCACGCCCUGCAGGUGGCAAAUGCGUGGUGGAUGAGACAGGCGAGCGCUACUGCCAGUGGGCCGGGUGGCAAAUGCGUGGUGGAUGAGACAGGCGAGCGCUACUGCCAGUGGGACUCACCCUGUGGCGCCUGCCCUACUGGAGCCACCUGCAAGACCGUGCCUGCAACCCACAACGGUUUGGUGCAGGUGCCUUACUGCUCAUGCCCUGAAGGCUAUGGGAUGACUCCGACCGAGUGUGUUGAGGGCCAACCUGCCACCGUUACCGCAUACAGCGCCACGUUCAUCGUGAAUCGAAACGCGGAUGACAACUCCUCUCGGCCAUACACCUUCCGCCUCAACCUGAACGGCUGCACUCAAUACCCGGAUGCAGUAGCAGGGAGAUUCACCGCAGCGUAUAUUGUUGACAAUAUUGAUGAUGCUCCGAGGUGCCCCUCCUUCAAUCUCUACUCGACGGAUAACUGUGAAGACGACAGGGAUUAUCAGGACAAGUCAGAAUCUAGUGACCCUUUUGCUGCAGGAUAUGCUCUGUGA
Molecule: messenger RNA, 3012 nt
Organism: Closterium sp. NIES-65
Lineage: Eukaryota; Viridiplantae; Streptophyta; Zygnematophyceae; Desmidiales; Closteriaceae
Source: the annotation of a GenBank genome assembly